GAAAGAAAAUAAUUAACUCAAAUUCAUUAUGCGCUCUUAAAUAAUCCAUAAAUUGUUUCCUAAAGAGGGGAAAUAACUCUGUACAAUUUGAAAUAUUCUCAUAUUCCGGUAUGGGACAAUAAGGCUAAAUAAUAGCCUUUUUUUAUUUUCCAUCAACUUCUAAAUAUGCAAGAAAAUUUUAAUUGUUUCCCCAUUUGAUAUAGGCCAUUACUUUUGAUUUAAAAACCACAUUUGAAGUAAUGUGUUCAUAGAAGCCAUUAGUCCCUAAUAUCAAAUAGUAUAACAAGAGUAUUUUACUGUAUUUCCUCAUUAACAUGUCGCUCUCUCGCCAUUUAACAAACCAAGAGCCUUGCAAGAUGAUAGUGGCAUGGUACCAUGGUUUCUUGAGAGUUAGAAGGCUCUUAAAAUCCUGCUUCCCAAUCGAGCUAACGUCCUUCUGCCGCUCAGCGUCUGAUUUUAAGAUGCCUGUCUGACACGUAUAAUGUAUGCUCACAUGUUGGGUCGUUGAUGGUGGCAAACAGAGGAAGGGUGUGCUGGCAUUACGGGAGCAAACAAAGCUACCAUGCAGGAGCCCGCCAAAUUGAAGAAUACCUGUAAAUAAUCAAAAGCGAAAGACCAAGAAGUGGUCUGAAUAUCAUUAAACUAGCAGUAGGACAUAUUACCAGCUGAGAUAGAAUCGGGGUGUUGUUAAUGAUUUCAUUUUAGCUGUGAUGAUGUGAGGACGAUGAUGAUUAUAGAGAAAAUAGUGGUGAAUGAUGAUAAUUAUGGAGAAAUAUUUAGUAUUAAGAAAUAUUUAGAAAAGAAGUUGGAGAAACUCUAGUAGAAUCCAAAAUAGCAGCAUUAGCAGAAGUAGAAAAGAUCAUUUGAGCAGUAUUGAUGAUGAUGAUGAUGCAGAUAGCGACGGAGACGAUAUUGAAAAUGAUCAUGAAGAUACAGAAUACUAUACGCAGAGUAUCGGGAACAUUUUCGAUAAUGCUUUUGAAAAUGGCUUGUCCAUGGAUUUGUUUACAAGUAAAACAUUAUUUAAUUUGAAUUGAAGUACAUUAUAACGUGCUCUUUGCCAAAAGCCUUUUGUCACAUUGAAUAUCUAAUUCAGAAUAGAAAUUCAUGUUCUGAUGUCCAUAAUUUGAUAUAUCACCAUGGAUAUGUAGGUGAAUCGUCACACUCUCCCCAAUCAGUGCUCUAUGAUGAAGAAUGGUGUAUUGAAUCUGUGCAGAUAAUGCAGUUUAAAAGAGUAUGAGAUUGGGUCAUGUACAACGAUUUAGUAAUGAUACACUUGUUCUAAUGGAGGAAGUAAAAUUCUCACAUCAGCUCCCUUUUCCUAUAUUUAUCAGCUGACUGUUUAAGGAAGGAAGAAACAUAUUUUCAAUAUACACAUAGCAUGCAAAGUGCAACCUGGUCGCCAUUUAUCAUCUCUUGUUUAUUUCUGUUUCAUUCUCCUUUUUCUUUCGUCACUGUUUUCCGUGGUCAAUCAGUUAUAGGCCCGCAUUGAGGUAUAUCAGAGUUUUCCGCAUGUUGCGUUAUUGCUGCCUUCAACAUCAUUUUUUCAUCCAGGAACUUAGGAAUUUUCAUGUCAAUCCAGUAUUCAGAUUGUAUUAUCAUUUCUUUGCAGGUUAGUUGACAAUGGAUUUACGAGUUAGCAGAUUUCUAUUUCAGCAAGUUCAAGCCUAUUCACAGUUAUUAACAAUGAGAAAAUUGGAGCCUCCUCACUGGCAAUAAUGUGAUAAUGCCUUCCUUUGUCGAUCACGUAUAUCCAUGUUUACCCAUUCCGUCUUCAUGUUUUCUGAUUUUUCCCGCUCGCUCACAGGGUCGCUGUACAAGGGAGAACUGCAAGUACUUGCACCCGCCCCCACACCUCAAAACUCAGCUGGAGAUCAACGGGCGUAACACGCUCGCCACCCAGAAGAUGCUGCAGAACCUCCAGAACCAGCAGCUUCAGCAAGUAGUCGGCAUGACCAACCUCCAGCUCCAACCCUCGCCCAACUCCACCACCCUUCUGGGUAGCCAAGGACUUCAGGCAGGCCCUGGGAGUAACCAUCAGCUUGUGAUCCCAACGUCCUCUCCAUACCCGGGAAAGGAUUCUACCGCUGCCUCAGUAUCUGCAUCAUCUUCCCUUUACCACCAGCAUGCGCCCCCUCAAAUACAGUACAACGGCCUGCAAAUUGUGCCCCAAUCGCCCUACAGUAUACCUGCCAGCGGGCAGGGUCAAGCCCAAGUGCAUUCGAGCCAGGCUGCUACAGACAUCAACGCAAUGUACAGUCCUUUUUACUUGCCUGUUGCAGUGUCCAUGGGACCAACGAUGUCAGUGGGGACCCAUUCCUCCACCAACCCCUAUGGGUCGUACUUCAUGCCCUUCCCCAGCCCCAAUAUAGGACAACUCACACCCAGCCAGGCAUCUUCUAUGGGGCUAGUACCAGAGAUGGCGGGGCUACCGGCCCAGAUGAUACCCAGUCACACAAGCCAAGGUUUGCCCAUCAUACCGUCGAUGAAGAAGAAUGACAAGCUGGAGGUUUGCAGGGAAUACCAGCGGGGCAGCUGCUCGCGGGGUGAGGCGGAGUGUAAAUUCGCGCACCCCGACGAGCAUAUCACUCUAGACACCACCGACAACACAGUAACUGUCUGCAUGGACCACGUCAAAGGGCGCUGCUCGCGUGAAAAAUGCAAAUAUUUCCAUCCACCGCUACACCUUCAGGCCAAAAUCAAAGCCGCCCAACAACAAGGCAACAACAUGGCCGCCGUGACUCUAUCCGGGCUGGCUCCACCUCCUCCAAAGAAGUUAACUGCCGGUAGCUUAGGUCACCAAGGGACGGGGCACAUGAUGAAUAUCUUCUCGCCUUCACAGUUCCCUUACCACCACCCCCAGCUUGGACCAGCCAUGAUGACAUCACAUCAACCCACACCAGUAGUGCCAACGCCAUUCCCUGUCAUGCCUUCCAUGGCUCCGCCAGGCCCCGGACAAAGUAUCCCGCUCUUCGCUCCCAUAAUGCCAACGCAGGUACAUCCCACCAGACAUCCACAGUCUAAUGAGACCAUUCCAGUCUGUAGAGACUUCAAGUCAGGUAGCUGCAAAAGACCAAGUUGCAAGUAUGCUCACGUUACAGAAGAUUAUAUAGAAGUAGUGGACGGGAAGGUCACGAUGUGCCGUGAUGCGGUACGGGGGAAAUGCCUCCGCGCCACCUGCAAGUACUAUCACGCUCCUACUCAUCCUCCUGCUUCUACUACUACUACUGCUACUACGCACGUUACCAUGGCAACCUCUUCCUCUGCAUCUUCUGCUUGCUCCUCCUCCUCCUCAUCAGCAAACACCUACAUGGCUGGUAGCACGGCAGCCCCUCCUGGUCCCCACUACACGGCUUCCAGCACGCCCACGGGCACCAUCAACAGCACAGCCGCCGCCGCUACAACAAAUGCUAGUGCUCCUGCUGCUGCCGCUACCGCUGCCGCCAAUGUCUUGCCGCCACAACCACUUCAGCCGCAACCUCUCCCUUUCUCAGCGGCUUCGGCUGCGGCGGCUGCUGCAGCCGCCGCGGCCAACGCUGCAACCAACCCAUACCUCCACCACCACCACCAUCAUCACCAACAUCCCGCAUCCACAGUCAUGCCCAUAGCUUUAAGCAAUGGCUACCCGGCACAAGUCUUGCCUUAAAAAGAAAAAAAAAGACAAAAGAUCAAAAACGUAGAUGAAGUAGACUCAGGAGAAUGAGUAUAAAAGCUGUUAAGCAUGAUCAAAAUUAGACAAUCAAUUCCUUUUCUGUUCUUUUCUUUUGUUCUACACAAUCAUUCCAAAAUCUGGGAAACCAUUAUCCUUGUUCUUUUUUGUUAGAUUCUAAAUCCCCCUGUCUACAUUUGAAUUUUAAAAUUGUUAUUCUACUUCUCUUUUAAAUCCUGUUCAUCUCUUUUUCUCUAUAUUCCUGUUGAUAAUUUUAAUGCAGUUACAGAUGAAUUGGUGAAAAAAGUUUAUAUCCUAUCCUCAACAUUUUAGUUAUAUCUUCCUAUAUAAAAAAAUAUAUUAAAAUUUGUAAAGAGAAAUAACAUAUUACUAAAUAUUCUUAUUUAUGAACAUAACUUAAAUAUUCCCUUAUUGUGAUUACUCUUGAUAUAAUACUGCACUUAAUACACCCUCAUACACUUAUGAUAAUCAGAAGAAUUUCUGAGACGGAUAUUCAAAAGAUACAUCCCUGUUUCACUUCUAUUAUUAUUUGAUAGAACUAUCCUCUGUACACACCCCUCUCUUUCUGUCACCCUUUUCUUUGUAUAGUCCCAUGUGUUGUGUUCCAUGCUGUAUGUUUUCUUUUGCCUGGCAUUAUAUCACAUCUUAUUUACACACAAAUUUUGCUCGUAUAUCAUCAUCAUCAUAGCUGUUGAAUGUUUAGGAAGGCUUGUUAAACGGGGCAUGUAACAUCGAUGUGAUGGUAAAAGGCUGUAUGUGUUUGCACCUUCGAAGGUUAUAUAUAUAUAAAGUUAGAGCUUGCUUGUCCAUUUAUAUGUUUGCAUUCAUCAAAGUUUUGGAAACGAAAUCCAAACUGCACUCAUGCUCGAAUACCAUCCUUGAGAGCCUAUUUUGCAAUCUAAAUGUUGCAAGCAAUCAUUAUGAUUGCGUCUGUGUAAUCAAAAUGGCUUGCCGAAUACUUGCUUCCAUGAAAGCUGCAUCCAAGCUGAAAAUCAAAAAGCAUUGAUGUUUGAUUUCGCUUUAGUCCAAUGAAUGACUGGAAUCGUAAAUGUAGGUGACAGCUAGUGGUUAGGGAUGAAAUGUGCAUGUCAAUGAGCAAGCUUGCUCCUACUUUGAGCUUUGAUUGAAGAUAAAUUGCUUAGAAAUGAUAGAAGUAGGACUACUGGUAGAUGGGUAUUGAUAGAUGCGGUGUUGUGUGGGUUGUUAAACAACUAUUCUGUUUCCUUUGAAAAUUGAAAGAAUUCUCGCUGUUGAGUCAGAAACUGGUUUUUUAACUCUCUUUGUCCUAAAAGUCCCUUUUCAAUAGAAGAAGAAAAUACAGAGUUUUUUAAUUGAGAUAUUUGAUUACAACAAUAAUGUUAUUUGAUUUGCCAUUUUUUUUUCAAAUUGCCAAUCAGGAUUUGCAUCUCACAAUUUGAUAUUGAAUAUUAUCAACUCACCCCUUGUAUCAACAAUUAUCUCAUAAUCGCUGAAAUCGCUCUCCUAUUUCCAACAAUGAUAAUUGUAAAUAAAGUGAUAUUGUACAUAAAUGAUGUAUCAUUUUUUUAUCGUAUUGAAACUUUUUUGCGAUGGUAAUCUUGAAUUACAUAAACAUGUUUACAAUGGUACAACUCAUUACUAUUUUUUUUGUAAAUAUAUAUGAUAAUAGAUAUCAUGUUUGGCAUAUUCUCUGUCAUUUUAAAAGUGACAGUCUGCCUUGUUUAAUCAAUCAAUGUAUACUUAUUGCACAGAAGUACAGACAAUCCAUAUUUUUAUUGUUUUAUUUUCCUUACAUUACCGCUUGCACUUUACUUACAAAAAAGAUGCACAGAAAUUACAUCUUCUUUUUAUUCACAUUGUAAUUUGUACUUAAUACUCUAAAAUUUUAAAGAUCUUGCCAAACUAAACCAGUCAGAGAUUGUUUAAAAAUGUACCAUAUUUUUUUUAUUGCUGAAUAACCUGAAAUAAUGCACCCGCUGCACUGGAGCAAUUUGUUUGCCUUAAGGUAUCCUAGAUGAGACAAUUAGAUAAGAAAUAAGGUAAAUACAAGUCAUGAUCUUCCUAUGCUAAUGCAUUUGUGGUACAUAUAAUGCUUGAAUAUAAUAACUGGCUUAGAUAAUCAUUUUCAAUUCAGGUUAAAGUGAUGUGGGUGUGCAUGUUGGAUCAGUAGACCAAGGCCUUGAAUUUGGUAUUGAAUUAUAUAUAUAAAAAAAAAUGUUUGCUCAAAGCUUGCAGCUUAUGCUUGAAUGCAUACAAAGUAGUUCUAAGCUUUGUUUUAUGAAAUGACUUGCUUUGCUUAAAAAUCCCCCCCAAAAUCCAAAAGGCGUUCAAUGAAAUGAGCUUUUCAAACAAAAUAUCGCUUUCAUAACCCAACUUUGUUUUGUGCUUGAAGAUCAUUUUCCAAAAUGCAAUGGAGGCAUAUCCCCCUUGUCCCCCCAAAGCAGACAAAGUCUGGUCUCAUUUUUUUUUCCUUUCGAAUUUUCUUUUUACAGUUCCUCUAACAUUCCAGGAAGUCUUGAUUCAUAUGUGUUUUAUUAUUUCCUCCUCAGAAAACAUUAAUUUGCAAUGAAUAAUAUUCCCCCAUUUACCAACUCAUCUUAUCUGAUAUGGAAGAAGAUUGCCAGUGAUCUCUUUAAUAUGAUUUAAAACAAUUUUUAAUUCAAUUGUUUUUUUUUUGUUUUAAUGCAAACAUGAAUUUUAACAUUUGUCUGGUAUCGGACAAAGGUCAUUUUAAUAUUUCAUUCAUAAUGAUAAUAAUAAUAAAUUGCAGUUGUUGUACUCCUCAUUUUCUUUCUUAUACAUUUCACCCAUUUUAACAAUUUAUCCAAGAAAAGUCCUUGUCAGUCAGUGACUCUUUUUGUCAACCUAAGCUCAAUCCAAUAGAACUACUUAUUAUUGUUAAUAUUUUUAUGGAAGCAAAAUGUACAUACAUAAUGGUUAUGUAUGUCAUUUCAUGAUGCACUGUUCUACGCAAAGGUUUUUUUGUGAAAACCAAAAUUGCUCUAGUCAUGGUGCAGAGCAUAAUGUAUUCAUAGAUUAAUGUGCCUGUUGUUUAAAUUGGGCGCAAUUGCUGAUAUAUGGUAACACUUUGGAUAUAUGUAGCAUAUAGGACGGGAGGUCCGUAUGGCAAUAGAGAAGUUUAUUAGCAUAUAAUAUGUAGCUUUGAAAGUCUAGUACGCAAAUGCUUGUAUGUAUAUCAGAGUUAAAUCAUACCAAAGUACUCAGAAAUUUCAAAGUGAUGAUGAAAACAAAAAAAUGUUUGACAAAAAAAAUAGGAAAACCCACAAAAAAAGUAUAUAAAAAAAUGUUCAAACUGAAAUUAUCAGUGUCUGAAAUGUUAGCUGUUAAAUGGAUAUUUUAUCCUACGAAUAGAUUUGUGAUUCUAUAUUUUAAGUACUGUUUAUAAGAAAACAUGGUUGACUUUUUAUAUUCUUUUAGUGAACAACUAAUCUUGAGUGAUUUUUUUUAGAUGAUUUUGUUGUCAUUGAAAUUGUAUUUCCACUGAUUCAUUUCUUUUUCUCCAAAAAUAUUGUACAUUUUGUGAGAUGGUAUUUUUUAGUUUCCUUUUCUUUUGGUCAUUUCCUCUUCUUAUUGGAAAAUUUUGAUUUUUGUGUGUAAGUUUUUUAUUUUUGACAUUUCCCCUUAGUGUGUAUAGAAAAUAUUGUGAUUUUUUUUCCUAUAUGAAAUUCAAUAUAGCUCAUACCUUUUCAAAAGUUUUGUUGAAUUCUGACAAGUCGAUGUACAUUUAAUAGGAAUUUUACAUGUAGGUGAUUGGCCAAUAGGAUGACAUGUUAUAUAGUGUCUUGGGGUUGGAAGAGAUGAUAAUAUAUGAGCCAUAUUAUGCACUAGCACUAUGUAGAGAAAAUGGGAAGAGAAUGAAGGAAGUGGGACGAAGAAUUGAUGCAAAAAAAAGAGAAGAAAUUAAUGCAUUUAAAGUGUUCAAUAUUUGUGGAGAUAUUUUCAUACAUUGCUGUUGGGGAAGAUGACACAAAUUUGAAGCUUUUCCUCAAACCAUGGUGUAAUUGAAAAGUAAAGGAAAAGAAGAUGAAAAGAGAAAGCAAACUAUACCCAUAAUACAUUGCUCUAUGCCACAUAUUUAUGUAUACAAUGAAAUGAAAUUGAAGCGUGAUUUGAUGUUAUCGUCUUCACCCCAAGAUGGCUAUUGAACAUGAGUAUUAGCAGAGAUGGUGCACUUUGGACCCCAUUUAUCACCUUGUUUACAGGAAUUGACUUUUGACAUGAGGUCAGAGGUUAAAAAGGGUCAAACCUUUGUGAAAAGCACUUGGUCUUUAUUUUUUUCCAUUCUGUAGUGAGAACACACUAUUAUUAUCCUGUUUAUGUAGUCUAUUAAAUGGUAAAUCUAUUGUAUGAUAAUAAGAAACAUUGUUAUUUGUAUCAUGAUGGUAGUUAUCCUUAUUGUAAGUUGUAUCUUUUAAAGAAGUUUUAUGAAUACUAGAUAUGAUGUCUUUAAUGUGUGAUGUUUACAUUGUAUAUGAAAUCUGAAAGUUUUUUGAUUCAUUAUGUACAAGUCUCAGAGAGACUAAAAAAAAUCAAUUGUGAAUACAGGAAAAUACUAUUCCACAAAAAAGAACCAAAUUUUAGCGAUGUUUUAGGAAAGUAGGAGUUACAAAGAGUCUGAUCGAUUCUCUCCCUCAUUGCGUCUCAAACUCUGAUCAUCGCUGAGGGGGAAUGGGGGAGAGGAAUGGAUAUUUUCCAAUUUCAAGACCAACUUUCUUGUAGUACAUCAUUUUAUAUGAGAUGAAGAGGAAGGAGUAAACCUCAGUAUUGUAUGCUAGCGCAUGGGUCCAAGACCAGUCUUUAAAAAACAAAAAGAAAACUUAGGAUGC
Molecule: messenger RNA, 8496 nt
Organism: Lytechinus pictus (painted urchin)
Lineage: Eukaryota; Metazoa; Echinodermata; Echinoidea; Temnopleuroida; Toxopneustidae
Product: muscleblind-like protein 1
Exons: 9
Coding region: 1727-3646 (639 amino acids)
Biological process (GO): regulation of RNA splicing
Cellular component (GO): nucleus
Molecular function (GO): RNA binding; metal ion binding
Source: RefSeq, a predicted model, not a curated record